Molecule: messenger RNA, 7602 nt
Organism: Cavia porcellus (domestic guinea pig)
Lineage: Eukaryota; Metazoa; Chordata; Mammalia; Rodentia; Caviidae
Gene: Slc4a4
Product: solute carrier family 4 member 4
Exons: 26
Coding region: 283-3663 (1126 amino acids)
Biological process (GO): transmembrane transport; bicarbonate transport; monoatomic anion transport
Cellular component (GO): plasma membrane; basolateral plasma membrane
Molecular function (GO): solute:inorganic anion antiporter activity; monoatomic anion transmembrane transporter activity; sodium:bicarbonate symporter activity
Source: RefSeq, a predicted model, not a curated record
AGUUCUGCACAAAUAUUUCUCAUGCCAGGCUUAUAUCAUUCUUGCAAGCUUGCUCCAUGAUUAGGACAGGCUGGCGUGAGCCUGUCUGUUCGGCAGCAGUUUUGAUGUGUGUUACAAUUAAAUGUUUUGGUGUCCCAGAAUAAUGGAGACUAAGAAAAGCCCUGCUGCAGUGGGACUGUAUAAAAGGAGUGUGACUCCCAUCCCGGGCCCUGCUGAAGGAGGACAGGAUUGACCCCAAGUGGAUUUGCACUGACUGGUGUGACCCUUACCCCGUGAUGCUGGAUGGAGGAUGAAGCUGUCUUGGACAGAGGGGCUUCCUUCCUUAAGCACGUGUGUGACGAAGAAGAAGUAGAAGGCCACCACACCAUCUACAUUGGAGUCCAUGUGCCCAAGAGCUACCGGAGGAGGAGACGUCACAAGAGAAGAACAGGACAUAAGGAAAAGAAGGAGAAAGAGCGGGUCUCUGAGAACUACUCUGACAAGUCGGAUGUGGAAAAUGCAGAUGAAUCCAGCAGUAGCAUCUUAAAACCACUCAUCUCUCCUGCGGCAGAACGCAUCCGCUUCAUCUUGGGAGAGGAAGAUGACAGCCCCGCGCCCCCUCAGCUCUUCACGGAGCUGGAUGAGCUUCUGGCCGUGGAUGGGCAGGAGAUGGAGUGGAAGGAGACAGCAAGGUGGAUUAAGUUUGAAGAGAAAGUGGAGCAAGGUGGGGAGAGGUGGAGCAAGCCACAUGUGGCCACGCUGUCUCUGCACAGCUUAUUUGAGCUGAGGACGUGUAUGGAGAAGGGAUCGAUCAUGCUUGACCAUGAGGCCUCCUCUCUCCCUCAGCUGGUGGAGAUGAUUGUUGACCAUCAGAUUGAGACUGGCUUAUUAAAAGCUGACCUCAAGGACAAGGUGACCUAUACUUUACUCCGGAAGCACCGGCACCAGACCAAGAAGUCCAACCUCCGGUCCCUGGCUGACAUUGGGAAGACUGUCUCCAGUGCAAGUAGGAUGUUCACCAACCCAGACAACGCCUGCAGCCCGCUUGAGAACUCAGUGCCCUGCCUAGCAGCCCGCACCUCAGAGGAUGACUCCUGCGUGCGGCGCACCCCCAGCAUGGGAUGGCUGAGUAGCCCAGCCAUGACCCACAGGAACCUGACGUCCUCCAGUCUCAACGACAUUUCUGAUAAACCAGAGAAGGACCAGUUGAAGAAUAAGUUCAUGAAAAAGCUGCCGCGGGACGCAGAAGCUUCCAAUGUGCUUGUGGGGGAAGUCGACUUCCUGGAUGCCCCUUUCAUCGCCUUUGUCCGGCUGCAGCAGGCGGUCAUGCUGGGUGCCCUGACUGAGGUCCCUGUGCCCACGAGGUUCUUGUUCAUUCUCUUAGGUCCUAAGGGGAAAGCCAAGUCGUACCAUGAGAUCGGCAGAGCCAUUGCAACCUUGAUGUCUGAUGAGGUUUUCCAUGACAUUGCUUAUAAAGCUAAAGACAGGCAUGACCUGAUCGCUGGGAUUGACGAGUUCCUGGAUGAGGUCAUUGUCCUUCCGCCGGGAGAGUGGGACCCAACUAUCAGGAUAGAGCCUCCCAAGAGCCUUCCGUCAUCUGACAAGAGGAAGAACAUGUACUCAGGUGGAGAUAAUGUUCAGAUGAACGGGGAUACACCCCAUGAUGGCGGCCACGGAGGAGGAGGCCACGGGGACUGUGAGGAGCUGAAGCGGACUGGACGGUUCUGUGGCGGAUUAAUUAAGGACAUCAAGAGGAAAGCGCCAUUUUUUGCCAGUGAUUUUUAUGAUGCUUUAAAUAUUCAGGCUCUUUCAGCAAUUCUCUUCAUCUAUCUGGCAACUGUGACUAACGCCAUCACUUUCGGAGGCCUGCUUGGGGAUGCCACCGACAACAUGCAGGGCGUGUUGGAGAGCUUCCUGGGCACUGCUGUCUCUGGAGCUGUCUUUUGCCUUUUUGCUGGUCAACCACUCACUAUUUUGAGCAGCACAGGACCUGUCUUAGUUUUUGAGAGGCUUCUAUUUAAUUUCAGCAAGGACCAUAAUUUUGACUACUUGGAGUUUCGCCUUUGGAUCGGCCUAUGGUCAGCCUUCCUGUGCCUCAUUUUGGUGGCCACAGAUGCCAGCUUUUUGGUCCAGUAUUUCACUCGUUUCACAGAAGAGGGCUUCUCUUCUCUGAUCAGUUUUAUCUUUAUCUAUGAUGCUUUCAAGAAGAUGAUCAAGCUAGCUGAUUAUUAUCCCAUCAACUCCGACUUCAAAGUGGGCUACAAUACGCUCUUCUCCUGUGCCUGUGUGCCACCAGACCCAGUUAAUGUGUCAGUACCUAAUGAUGCUACACUGGCCCAAGAGGAUUUUCCAACUGUUUCUUCUACUGACCUCUACCAUAAUGCAACCUUGGACUGGGCAUAUUUAUCAAAAAAGGAGUGCUUGAAAUACGGAGGGAAGCUUAUAGGAAACAGCUGCGAUUUUGUUCCUGAUGUUACGCUCAUGUCUUGCAUCCUCUUCUUGGGCACCUACACCUCAUCCAUGGCUAUGAAAAAAUUCAAAACUAGUCGUUAUUUUCCAACCACAGCAAGAAAGCUGAUCAGCGAUUUUGCCAUCAUUUUGUCCAUUCUCAUAUUUUGUGUAAUAGAUGCCCUAGUUGGUGUGGACACUCCAAAACUAAUUGUGCCAAGUGAGUUCAAGCCAACAAGUCCGAAUCGAGGCUGGUUUAUCCCCCCGUUUGGAGGAAAUCCCUGGUGGGUGUACCUGGCUGCCGCUAUCCCAGCGUUGUUGGUCACCAUCCUGAUUUUCAUGGACCAGCAGAUCACUGCGGUCAUUGUAAACAGGAAAGAACAUAAGCUCAAGAAAGGAGCUGGAUAUCACCUGGAUCUCUUCUGGGUGGCCGUCCUCAUGGUGGUGUGCUCCUUCAUGGGCCUCCCGUGGUAUGUGGCUGCUACUGUCAUCUCCAUCGCUCACAUCGACAGUUUGAAGAUGGAGACAGAGACUUCUGCACCUGGAGAGCAGCCGAAGUUUCUAGGAGUGAGGGAACAAAGAGUCACUGGAACCCUUGUGUUUAUUCUGACUGGCCUGUCGGUCUUUAUGGCGCCUAUCUUGAAGUUUAUUCCUAUGCCUGUACUAUAUGGUGUGUUCCUGUACAUGGGAGUAGCUUCGCUUAAUGGGGUACAGUUCAUGGAUCGUCUCAAGCUGCUCCUGAUGCCCCUGAAGCACCAGCCUGACUUCAUCUACCUGCGCCACGUGCCCCUGCGCCGGGUCCACCUGUUCACUUUCCUGCAGGUGUUGUGUCUGGCCCUGCUCUGGAUUCUCAAGUCAACAGUGGCUGCUAUCAUCUUUCCAGUUAUGAUCCUGGCCCUUGUGGCUGUCAGAAAAGGUAUGGAUUACCUCUUCUCGCAGCACGACCUCAGCUUCCUCGACGAUGUCAUUCCAGAAAAGGACAAGAAAAAGAAGGAGGAUGAGAAGAAAAAGAAAAAGAAGAAGGGAAGUUUGGACAGCGACAAUGAUGAUGAGAAAGAUCAUCAACAUUCCUUGAACGCCACACAUCAUGCUGAUAAAAUUCCUUUCCUUCAGUUGCUUGGUUUUCCAAGUCCUCCUAGAACUCCAGGAAAAGCUGUGCCUCAAAUUAGAAUAGAAGUUGAGCCUGAAGACAAUGAUUAUUUCUGGAGGAGCAAGGGAACAGAAACUGCAUUAUAACCUAUUGUCUUUCUUACAACUGACAGUUUUGUUGUUAAUGUUCUUGUUUUUUUUUCUUUUUGUCUGGCCAUUUAUUUUUAAAUUUUUGUUCUAUUUCAAUUUUUGAUCACUGGCCAAAUAAUACAGCACUCUCUCUGCUUCUUUCUUACAUAGAUAAAAUCAAGGCACUAGUGCACUGCUCCUUAGAAAAGCAUCUACAGAAUCCGCCUUUUGUUCUUAGGAUUUCAGAUGUGUCUUCCAACAACCCAGUUCCCCUGUCACUCAAGACACGCACAGAUCCUUGUCCUUUGAUUAAGCAGAGGUCAAAAGUAUUAAAGAUUUUAUAAAACUUUUUACUAAAAUACUGAAGGAACUUAACACAUUAGCUUCAGAGCUGUGCUUACUGGCUUGUUCUUGUCUGGCAGAACAAACCCUAAUCUCCAGACAGAGUCCCUCUCCCCUCAUAGAGCUGCCCAGGACUGGAAAACAGUGCUGCUAUUCUAACUUGCUCUUGCUUGUACGCCCUAGUCAUAGAGUUAUCAAAGGUACUUUACUCCCUGUAGAGAAAUUGUUGCCACCAGGUAGCAAGUGCUGGAAUGUCCCUUUUUCCUAUGCAACUUUUUUUAACCCUUUAAUGAACUUACCUGUUGAGUACAUUGAAGAAUAUUUUUCUUUCUAGAUUUUGUUGUUUAAAUUAUGGGGCCUAACAUGCAACUUAUUUUUUGUCAAUUUUUUAAACUUUUUUUUAAUUACUGUAAAGAAAAUGAAUUUUUCCUGCAGCAGGAAACCUAGUUUUGAGUAGUUCUACCUCUUAUUUGUAGCUGCCAGGCUUUCUGUAAAAAUUGUAUUGUAUAUAAUGUGAUUUUUACGCACACAUACACACACGAAUACACAAUCUCUAGGGUAAGCCGGAAGGCCAAAUCAGAUUAAAAAGCAAAAACAAGAAGAAACACAAUGUUUCUAAGCAUCCACUUUAUCCCAUUCUUUAAAAGAAACUUAACUGUUCUGUGAAGGCUCUUGAGGGAGGAGAACUUCCUCACCCGAGAGAGUUACGUGGCUCCGGUAACACAGCGCCUGGACGCAGCGGUGACUGUGCGGCCGUGUGACUGCCCGUGCAGUAUUGUUAGGCAUCUUUUCAUUCUGAAGUAUCUGUGUGUUUGUGUAUGUGCUUUGUGUGUGGCUGGUGCACAUAUGUGCAAAGUUAGAAAAAGAGUGACAGUGAACAGAGGGCAAAGUUAUUAAGUGUGUCAGUUUUCAUAAAAUCUAAACCACACGUGAGAAUCACAUGAGGGGCCCAAGAAUCAUAUCACUGUGGAAAUGAAGGCAAGUAUGACUUACCACCCAGCUGGCGGUCACAGCCACUGACACCGUAGCUCAUACUGACAAAAGAAAAUCCACAGGACUAUGGACAGCUCACUUACGCAUCCGUACGGUGUUAGGGGAGAGCGGAGGUAGAAGUGCACACAUUUUAACAACACUUUCACACGGUUCUUUGUAACUGGGACAUGUAAAACCUGUAUGUGUACAUAGACAUGUGUGAUCAUUUCAGAGUAUCACAUUGAAAAUUAGACCUUCAUUUAAAUACAAUGUUUUAGUGAGCUACAUUAUACAUUGAAUAAGACAUUUCGAAUGUUGAAUCAUAAUUUGGGAUUCAUGUAGCCCCAGAUGUGAUCUGUCCUCAGAGUAACAGGUUGAUGGAGGACAACUAGGAACAGACAAAUUUUGGUGCAGUUACUGACUCCACUCAUUUUUAUUUUAAUUAAAUUGUAAUUUUGCCCCUUGGAGAUUAAUAUAUAAAAAAUUUUAUUAUCCCAAGUUAAUUAUUACUUUUAUAAUAUCUCAAAACUUUUAAUUUUAUAAAAAUAGACAAAAAUGACCUCAUUUUUUAAAUUAAAAUGACAGUUGCAAAUUACACAUUCUAAAACCCCAGUUGCCAAAUUUUGGCAUCAUGUUUGCAUAUUGAUCUAUCCUUAAAAUGAUUAUUCUGUGUUAUUUAGUUUACCCUUAAAAAAAACUCUGUGAGAAAGUGUGCCCUUUCUCUUUACUGAAGAAUCAACAGAAUGUUUAAUAAUCAUAGAUUUAGUCUAAUCAAGAUGUUAAGUCAAAGGCAUUCUUAUUUUUUAUAAAAGCUAUGGAUAUAAUUUGUUUUUCUAAUCACAAAUCAAGUAUUUGGAGAUUUCUACUCCUUCCCAUACCAGGCAAAGAACCACUGAAGCACUUUGCCUGUUGUUGCAGCCUGUGAGUAGACGGGAAGCUAUCUGCAAUCCAACUGUGAGGCAGCUUGUCACUCUGUGAUGAUAGUUGGUGUUUGUGUUUACAACACAAAAUAGUACCUUACAUUUGCUACAGCAAACCCUUUCAACAUUGUGGGAACCCAGGAAAUAAUUUCUUUUAAUCAUUGCUUUUACAGAAACAAAGAUAGUUAUCACACUGACCAGCAAAACCAAUAUCCACAUAGAGCCAACAGAUUACCUAUAUUCUAACCGAAUUUAUGGGUUGGAUAAGAACUAAACAGAUUUGGGGCGUGGUUUUGUUUUUAUGUAAACUGAACACACACUAGAAAUUUUUUAAUGACAUACUUCUCUGUUUUUGCUCCAAUGUGCACUGGAGACACGUGAUCUAAGUUUCUCGGGGUGAAGGCUGAGUCCACCCAGAGCUCAUGGUCAGGGUUCCCGAGUGCGGGAACUGAUGGUGUAAGAGUCUGCCUAUGAAGAGAGCAUUCAUUCCGCUGGCUUUGCGUUUGAGAGAAAAACUGUGGGAGAUACUGUUGUCCUUUCUUUGCUGUGUGUGACUACCUGAAAUCCUAAUUAUUUCAUAUGCCGUAGGCAGUAUUGCUCCUGCCUCUUCAGUCAGAGGUUGAGGAGGAGCCUUACUGAUUCAAGAAGCAGAAAAGAAAACCUCCCUCAGCCCCACACCUCAAAGAAUGGGAGAAAAUUAUCUGCUGUCAGUAAUCCAAGUUUUGUGAAUUUUAUGCAUAUGCAACAACACACACAGUGACUCUAUUGGUGUUUAAUAUGAAUAAUGAUUGUCUUCUGGGUUUUUGGUUCUUUUUUUUUUUUAAACUGUGUUAAAGUACUUGAAAUGUAUUGACUGCUGACUGUCUGUCAAAAACACAAUAUUUGAGUUGUAUCACAGAGGUUGACAUUGUUCAGGGAUGGGACAAAGUGUUCUUCAGUCUUUUUCAUACCACUUACGUGAUCAUGGUGUAGGAACCUGAGCGUUUCUUAUACGUUCCAUGGUAGCUCACAUCUGCUCUCACAGUGUGAGCUGGGCGCCCAGUGGCCCCUAGUGAUUGAACACAGUCGAUGACAGCACUUCUCUGUCUGAGGGUUGUGAGGAUUUUCAGAUGAUGACUUCACUGAGCACCAUUGCUGCCUGAAAUCUUAAAAAAAAUCCAUAAUAUAUGCUAAUCAGUUAAGUGGUGUUUUGAUGAAAAGUUGGAUACAUCUUAUUUCUUGGCUCAUUUGUGCUCUAUGGGUACAUAUAAAAAUUACGAAUUUUGUUUCCUAGGUAAAUAUUGCAACUCAGGGUUAAAGUCACCCAGUGAACUUUUAGAGCCAGAAGUAACUUUGUCCCAGUCCUACAACAUGACAGUAAUGAGCCAUUUUCAUGGCAGGUACAGAUCCAUACACAUUACUUUUCAGAAUCAAUACGCACUUUCAGAUAUUCUUAUUUUUAUUCUCUUGAGUCUUUAUUAACUUUGGAGAAAUGAUGCAUCUUUUUAUUUUAAAUGAAGUAGAUCAACAUGGUGGAACAAAAUGAUAAAGAACAGAAAACAUUUCAAUAUAUUACUAAUAAUUUUUCCAAUAUAAACCUAAAAUUCCUAUAACAUAGUAUUUUACAGUUUUAUGAAGCUUUCUAUUGUGACUUUUAUGGAAUUAAGAGAUGAAGAAGAUGAGAUAUUUUAGCAUUUAUAUUUUUCAAAAUUAAUGUAUACUUAAAAUAAAGUAACUUUAUGCA